This is a messenger RNA of Chenopodium quinoa (quinoa), 1311 nucleotides long. Its product is annotated as putative F-box/LRR-repeat protein 23. Gene Ontology annotation, molecular function: protein binding. NCBI's taxonomy places the organism in Eukaryota, Viridiplantae, Streptophyta, Magnoliopsida, Caryophyllales, Amaranthaceae. The coding region runs from base 77 to 1024 and encodes 315 amino acids. The transcript is spliced from 3 exons. The record is from RefSeq and is a predicted model, not a curated record.
GGAUUAGGCGUUCAGCGCAACAGUGCGAGAAAGAGAGAGAUUGUGGAGCGAACGACUAAUAGAGAGAGUGUGUAAAAUGGUGGAAACCCUAGCUAUGUCGUCAAUUCAAUCCCUAUUACCAACUCCUUCCUCCAUGGAAGAACCUCAAAACUGGUUAGAAUUUCCGCGCGAUGUAACGCUGAUGAUAUUGAUGAAAUUGGAGGCCAUUGAAAUACUUGAAACCGCUCAAUUUGUGUGUAAAUUGUGGUACAACCUCUGCAAAGAUCCAUCAAUGUGGCGUUCGAUUGUGAUGUUGAAUUUGGAUGAACCUGAAUUGUCGGAAAAAUACCAGAACAUGUUGUACAGUGCUGUUGAUCGUAGUUCUGGUGGUUUGAUCAAUCUCAAUAUUGAGGGUUUUGGUUGUGAUGAACUUGUUAAGUAUAUUGCACAAAGAUCAAGUCUUCUUAAACACCUUCGCCUUGCAUGCUGCUAUAAAAUAUCCGCUGAUGCACUGAUUGAAGCAUUUGAAAAAUUUCCUUUACUGGAGGAGCUUGAGCUUACUUUGGUCUCGUUCUCAGGAGAGCAAAUUCUAAACAUUAUUCGUCGUUGCCCGUUCCUUAAAACUUUCAAAUUGAAUCAGCAAGGAUCUAGAAACCCAAGUUUAGCGUGUGAUGAUGAGGCACUGGCAAUUGCAGCAAGCAUGCGUGAAUUGCACCACCUGCAGCUCAUUGGAAAUAGCAUGACAAGUGAUGGUUUGCAAGCCAUUCUUGAUAAUUGUCCUCAUCUUCAGUCUCUUGACCUGCGUGCAUGUUUUCACGUGCAUCUUGAUGGCAAUUUGAUGAAGAGAUGUUCUGAAAAGAUCAAGGAGUUGCGUCGUCCCAAUGAUUCCACUGAUGACUAUAACUAUCUUACCACAGAUUAUGAUAGUGAUUUCGAUGAAAUCUACGCAGAUGAAUAUGAGGACAUGGACUACGUUUCUGAUGAUGAUCAUUAUGAAUUCUCAGAUGAUGAUGAACUCCCCUACUAUGCAGAUGUGUAUGAUUAGUCGUGUGUUCAGCCACAAGUUCAAAGGAAAGCCAUACUUGGGGCAAUGCAAGAGUAUCAACGAGAAAAAAACCGGAGAAAUGAACUGAUCUUUGGAGGGUAGUAGAACAGUUUAAGUAGUUUCCGAAACUUAUUACUCUGCUACUGACUGUUAAAGAUGUUUAGUUUGUGCUUGUAUUAAUGUGAAUAUCGUUUGAAGACGGUGUAUGCUUGUGUGUAAAAAGUGCUAUUAUGAACGGUAUAUGAUGAUUAUUCACCAAAAUCCUAUGUGGACUUUCAUUAAAACAA